Molecule: messenger RNA, 3431 nt
Organism: Arachis stenosperma
Lineage: Eukaryota; Viridiplantae; Streptophyta; Magnoliopsida; Fabales; Fabaceae
Product: probable LRR receptor-like serine/threonine-protein kinase At2g16250
Exons: 5
Coding region: 580-3063 (827 amino acids)
Biological process (GO): protein phosphorylation
Molecular function (GO): protein binding; protein kinase activity; ATP binding
Source: RefSeq, a predicted model, not a curated record
CUGCAUCAGAGAGAGAGAGAGAGUUGAAAGGGUUAGCCGGAGUCAAACAGAAUCAAAACGCUGUCGCAUCAGUGUUACACUGACUCUCCUUUGCGCUCCUUCUGCAACUUCAAACUCAAUCUUGCAAUGCCCAACAUACAACAAGAACCCACCACCAUCAACUCUGAUUCAACAAAACCCCAUUUUUAGAAAUUGAAAAAGACUCUGUCUUUGUUAUUUUCUUCUUCAUCUCUCUUGUGGCAGAGCCUAACUGCUACUUUGGCUGUGUCAUAUUCUAUUCAACUUGUCAUUUUCUUUUUCUUAUUUUUCUUUCCGCCCUCUUUCUUUUUUUUUUCUUUUUAAUAUUUUUCAAUUAAAAAAUCGUUCUUUUGUUGGUGGGUUUCGUCAACCGAAGAAUCUGAAGCGUUGCGAGAGAGAGAGAGAGAGAGUUAUAGAAAAAUAAAGAACAGGUAGAUAGAGAAAUAGGGAGAGUGUCACACUCACACCAAAGUUUGAAGAUUCAACGGCCUUAUUUUGCGACUGAGAAUGCAUACAUGUCUGGAUCUUUUGGUCAGCGGUGAAUGAUAAUGAUAAUAAGACAUGGUGGAUCAGCGAAACAUAGUAUCGUUUAUUCCCUUGUUCUUGUUGUUGUGGUUGAAGCUGUUUCAUUUUGAGCUCACAUUGGAGCAGCAGGUUCAGCAACUGAGUUCACCAGCUGAAAGAGCAGCACUGCUUCAACUUCGGUCCUCGCUCGGAUUGAGGUCCAAGGAAUGGCCAAGAAAGGCUGAUCCUUGCUCAAACUGGAUUGGUGUAAGGUGCCAGAAUGGUAGAGUUGUUGGGAUCAACAUCUCUGGCUUUAGGAGAACCAGAAUUGGUCGGCGAAAUCCACAGUUUUCUGUAGAAGCCUUGGCCAAUUUGACCCUCUUGCAGUCCUUCAAUGCCUCCAAUUUCCGGCUUCCCGGUCCUAUCCCUGAUUGGUUUGGCCAGAAGCUCCAUUCACUUCGUGUGCUUGAUCUUCGGUCUUGCUUCAUUACCGGUGUUAUUCCCCCUGGUGUUGGGAAUUUAACCAACCUGACUAGCCUCUAUCUGUCUGAUAACAAUCUAACUGGUGUGCUUCCUAAUAGUCUUGGUCAACUCUCAGUACUUUCAGUUCUUGAUCUCUCCAAGAAUUUUAUUAAUGGAUCCUUGCCAACAUGGUUUGCAUCUCUUGGGAAUCUUUCUUCCCUUGACAUCUCGGCUAAUCAUCUAUCCGGCUCAAUUUCCCCUGGCAUUGGGACACUAUCUAAGUUGCAAUUCUUAGUGCUGAGACAGAACAAUUUCACUGGUGCUUUACCUAUAGAGCUUUGGUCUCUGCCACAACUGAGCUUCCUCGAUGUCUCCAGCAAUAACUUCACUGGCCAGCUUCCAAAUUCUAGUUCCAUUGCUAAUGCUACUGUUGGGCAGCUCAAUAUUUCCCAUAACAUGUUUUAUGGAGGCCUUACUACUAUGCUUAGAAGGUUUAGUUCUGUUGAUCUGUCAGGCAAUUAUUUUGAAGGCAAUGUUCUGGACUUCAUGGUUAAUGCAUCUAUAGGUAGGAAUUGCCUCCGAAAUGUGACAGGGCAGAGGACACUAGCAGAAUGUGCAUCAUUUUAUGCUGCAAGGGGUCUCGCUUUUGAUAAUUUUGGACGUCCGAAUUCAACAGGAGAUUCUGCAGGAAAGGCGUCCGGAAUGAGCAAUAAAACUAAAAUUUUAAUUGCAGCGAUCUCAGGUGGGGUUGGUUUAUUUGUGCUGCUGCUGUUACUCAUUCUGCUUCUGCUAUGCAUUCGUAAGAGGGGUAAUUCAAGUCAAAGGGGGAACGGCGUGGGUCCUGCCCCAGCUGGAGGCAGUCCUCCACAUCCCGGUGCUGGUUCAUCAAUAAAGUUCUCAAGUGUAGGAGAUUCAUUUUCAUAUCAUGAACUACUUCAGGCUACAAGUGAUUUCAGUGAUUCAAGUCUUAUUAAACAUGGUCACAGUGGGGACCUCUUUAAUGGUGUUUUGGAAAGUGGCAUUCCUGUAGUCAUCAAAAGGAUUGACAUCCGAUCAACUCAGAAGGAUGCUUACUUGUCGGAAUUGGAUUUUUUCAAUAAGGUUUCUCAUCCGAGAUUUGUUCCCUUGUUGGGUCACUGCUUAGAGACUGAGAAUGAAAAGUUUCUCAUUUAUAAAGCUAUGCCAAAUGGAGACUUGUCGAGUUGCUUGCACUACAAAAAGACGGUGUCUGAAGAUGAUAAAUUGAAGUCACUGGACUGGAUAACAAGGUUAAAAAUUGCUACUGGAGCAGCAGAGGCCCUGGCUUAUCUACAUCAUGAAUGUAAUCCACCAAUUGUUCAUAGAGAUGUCCAAGCAAGCAGUAUACUUUUAGAAGAUAAAUACGAAGUUCGGUUAGGGAGUCUAAGUGAAGCAUGCCCUCAAGAUGGGGAUACUCAACAAAGCAAGAUUACCCGGUUGCUACGGUUGCCCCAGUCUUCUGAACAAGGCACAUCUGGUUCAUCAACAUCGGUUUGUGCCUAUGACGUGUAUUGUUUUGGGAAAGUUUUACUUGAGCUGGUGACUGGCAAGCUGGGAAUCAGUGCAGCCAGUGAUGCCGAAGCGAAGGAAUGGCUGGAGCAGAUUCUACCUUGCAUUACUAUUUAUGACAAGGAGCGUAUAACAAAAAUAGUGGAUCCAUCUCUUAUCGUUGAUGACGAGGAUUUAUUAGAGGAAGUGUGGGCAGUGGCCAUUGUUGCCAGGACUUGCCUAAAUCCUAAACCUUCAAGAAGACCCCAAAUGAGACAUGUUCUGAGGGCUUUAGAAAACCCUUUUAAAGUUGUAAGGGAAGAAAAUUCCAGUUCUGCUCGGCUUAGAUCAACUUCAUCGAGAGGCUCAUGGAACGCUACAUUGUUUGGUAGUUGGCGUCAGAGUUCAUCCGAUGUAGCAGUAAUUCCAGCAGCCUCUAGUACAAGAAUAGAAAGAGAGAGUAGUUUAAAGCAUUCGGGAACUACCGGCUCGGAGAUUAGCCUCCAAAAUGUUGGUGGUGAUAUGUCAUCCAUAUCUCCAGAACCAUCUGGAGUUGAAGGCCUGAAGUCUUGAAUAUUGGUGAUGAUAUAUCAGGCUUUCCAUUUGUGUUUCUGUUCACUAAUACCACUUGCUCUUAUUGAUUUUGAGCAUUGCAUUUGGUAUUGGAAGGUGCAUAUUGUAUAUUUCUAAGGUCAAAGUUGCAUUCAUAUCCCUUGAACUUUGUCACUUUUCAAAGGGGAUUGGGUUGUUUUUCAUUUUCAGUGGUUAUCAGAGUAAUUUGGUGGACAGAUAGAGAGAUAUGGAGAGCCAGAAGGAGGAUGAAUGCCAUGGUAGAUAAUGCAUAUUUUUUAUUGCUUGUUUUGGAUAGAAACAAGCCACCAUUUUUCCCCUCCCACUUGUAAUUGAUUUUUGAUUUUUUUAACCCAUUGUCUCUGUUCCUA